Pelobates cultripes (western spadefoot toad) is the source of this 151-nucleotide messenger RNA. The record is from the annotation of a GenBank genome assembly. Lineage: Eukaryota; Metazoa; Chordata; Amphibia; Anura; Pelobatidae.
AUGGCAAAAGGGCUGGAGCCAGCACAUCAAUAUAUUCCAUCCAGUCUGAGUGUGAUUCAUUCAUCACGCCCGGGCAGCAGUAUGAGGAAAGCACCUGUCUCUGAGUAUAACAAGCCAGUGCCACCCAGCUCGGACAGACGUCAUGCAAGCA